CGAAAGUUCUGUCAAAGGUGUUGCUUAUGUUUACAUAUUCUGCAAUUAAUUAACGCGAGUACACAAAACACUAGGCGUUAAUUUAUUUUAUAUAAUUAUACAUAAAUAGAGUUGCAUAAAUUAAUAGAUUUAUUAUAAUUGUAUUCGGAAAUAUCCGGAAAUAUGGCAUAAGAGAUUCGCGAACGUUUGAAAUCAUUUAACCCUAUAUUCUAUAGUAGUCGAAUAUCGUGUGUCAAAUUAAAUAAAAUGAGUUCGUGCAGCGUAAUUACGUCUGAUUUUGUGAAUUUAUCAAUCACAAACUCUGGUCAGGAAUCAUGUUGUGUGGAACGUCGAUUUCAAAAGGGUAUAACUGUCAAUGAAUUUAAAGGCAAAUUGGAGCUUCUUACUGGUGGUAACCCAGUUACAAUGACCGUUGAAGUUUACAACAAGAAUGACAAGCUCGUUUGUAAAUUGGAGGAAGAACAGCGCUUUUUGGGGUCAUAUCCAAUAGACGAUGGAAUGAGGAUACAUGUUAUUGAUAAUUUCUCAUGUACUACAGAAGAUUUAAAUCAUGUGAAAAAGUUUGAGAUAUCUGAGGAAGAGUAUGCCAAAAAGACAGACACUGUUAAGGCGUUCUUAGAAAGGAAUAAAUUGGGAAAGUAUAAUGAGGAAGAUAUGAAAAGAAAAGCAGAAGAGAAGAAACUGGAGGAAGAAGCAGAAGAACGCUUGGCUAGUUUGUGCAAAGUUGGAGACCGUUGCGAAGUAUCUGUUCCAAAUCAGCCAAAACGAAGAGCUUCUAUCUUAUAUGUUGGUAAAACUGAAUUUAAGGAAGGCUGGUGGAUCGGUGUUAAAUAUGAUGAACCUCUUGGCAAAAAUGAUGGGAGUGUCGGUGGAAAAAAAUAUUUUGAAUGUGCCCCAAAAUAUGGAGGAUUUGUGAAGCCAGCGCACAUAAACGUUGGAGAUUUUCCAGAGGAGGAUUUCAACCUAGACGAAGAACUGUAAAGCACCAUAAUUGUUUUACUUUAUUUUAUCUUUUCUCUAUUAUUUUUUUUUCUAUUAGUAAUUUGAA
Molecule: messenger RNA, 1048 nt
Organism: Mycetomoellerius zeteki
Lineage: Eukaryota; Metazoa; Arthropoda; Insecta; Hymenoptera; Formicidae
Gene: TBCB
Product: tubulin-binding cofactor B
Exons: 6
Coding region: 247-981 (244 amino acids)
Biological process (GO): cytoplasmic microtubule organization; post-chaperonin tubulin folding pathway; tubulin complex assembly
Cellular component (GO): microtubule plus-end; nucleus; cell cortex
Molecular function (GO): microtubule plus-end binding; alpha-tubulin binding
Source: RefSeq, a predicted model, not a curated record